Molecule: messenger RNA, 747 nt
Organism: Rotaria sp. Silwood2
Lineage: Eukaryota; Metazoa; Rotifera; Eurotatoria; Philodinida; Philodinidae
Source: the annotation of a GenBank genome assembly
AUGCCUCCCAUUUUAUUUAAAACACAGAUUGAAAUGACACUCAUAUUAUUUCAAAAGUUAACUUCGAUUCUAUUUGAUCGUCAACUACAAAUUUUUCGGUAUAUUAGUGUAGGACAUGGUUUAAUAUCGCAUUUGGGAGUUAGUUUAGAAUUGAAGUUAGAUCGAAUAGCUAUCGAUGAUCCUGUUCUUGUUAUACCAAAAACGCAUAAUAAUGGAACUUGUUCAUGUGCAACUUCGAUUAACUGUGUAGAAUUGGCAAGUUUCUAUAAUCUCACUCAUGACAUCGUCUACACUAUUGAAAAUAUUUAUACUGGAUGUUUUUUGCUUGAAUCAAUUCUGCAUUUAUCUCUCUCUUACUUUUUUUCAAAUUCACGUAUGAUCAAUCUCAUGAAAGCAACGAAUCGUGGCGACUCGAAUUCGUCUACGCUACCUUUAACAAUCGAUAUUUCACCACUAGAAUUUCCAUCAUCAAUAUCUAAUUUUAACAUUAAUGACACAAUCGAAACCAUGGUUUAUCAGUUGUUUAUUGAUUCUUGGUCAAAUGAAACAUUGUAUGAACGAUAUUACAAUGUAUGUGCACCAAAAAAGUGUAUUUAUUUGAAGAAAAAGCGUUUGAAUGUUAUUUAUGCAGUAACAAUUUUUUUAACUGUAAUCGAUGGACUCUCAUUAGGACUUCGUUCUGUUAUCCCAUUAUUCGUUCGGCUGUUAUACAAAUUAGGCAAUCGUAUCUGUGCAUUAUGCUCAUGA